CCCAGCUCUCACGACCAAAACAGAAAAAGUCGAACAGACGACACACGAAGGAAUCUUGACUAUUGGCUACUGUGGCACCUGAAGCCACCAGCAAGAUUCCCACGCACCACACUGCACCGCGCCAUGGAACCAAGAGCCCCUCUCCCUCACUUUUCGAUCAUCUCAACAAAGCGGAGCAUGCAUGUACGCGCACGGCGACCAUGUCCAUGGCGGCUCACGGGACGCACCGAGCCACGCAUCGGCCUCCUCCCCGGAAACGUCCAAAUUCCUUCUGCCCGAGGGAGAGAGAAAAAGGCGCCUUGUUUGCUUUCUCUUCGCCUCAUCUGCUUGUUGCCCUCCCCCUGUCCUCCUCGAGGACCGCCAUGCUGCGCUACUCCCUAGCUUUCCUUUUUGGAGCUCUGCUUGUCGCCUCCCCACGCUUCUACAGUUGAGAUCUCUCCACAAUUGAGAUUUUUCAAAAAUCCCCGCUCUCCCCGCGCAGCAUUUGCCUCCUCUUUCUGCUAUAAAACUCGUCCAAUCUUCAUCAGUCGAGAGGGCAUCCACCAAAAUGCCUCGUUUCCGUCACUGCUUAUCCAUGUCCCCCCUCGUGAUCCUCCUCUUCCAUCUUGCAACAUGGCCUGUGCACGGUGAGGUCGCCAAUGGCGGCCACCGCGACCUCCCUUUCCUCCUCUCAUUCAAGGCCUACAACCCCAACAAUGUCACGGUCCUGAAGACCUGGGUCGGCCCCGACCCAUGCUCCGGCGCGUGGCUCGGGGUCCGGUGCUCCAGGGGGAGGGUGGCGGGCGUCUUCUUGGACGACGCAUCGCUGGUGGGCAGCGUGGCUCCCCUCCUCGGGCUCACCCAGAUCAGGGUGCUCGCCGUCAGGAGGAACUCCCUGUCCGGCCCUCUCCCUCCAUUGGACAACUCCACGAGCCCAAGGUUGAGGCACCUGCUCGUCUCCCACAACAACCUCAGCGGAGGCCUCAACCUUUCGCUGCCUUCCCUGGUCACUCUGCGAGCAGAGCACAACGGAUUCCAUGGCGGCUUGCAGGCUCUGCGCCUGCCGAUGGUCAGAAGGUUCAACGUGUCGAGUAACGAGCUCGUCGGAGAGAUCCCCAGCUCCCUGUCGGGAUUCCCGAGCUCGUCUUUCGGCAGCAAUGUCGAUCUCUGUAGCAAGCCUCUUCCGAGGUGUAUGCAUGCUUACAAUGCAGUGGAAGAUAGCGCCUCAAAUGCUACCACUGGUGUCGCUCAGUCUCCUACUGCAGCAACAAAUACAUCGAGUGGCAGUCCGAGCUCUUCCAGUAAUGGAAGAUUCAGUCAGCUUGGCAUGACCGCACUCGUGGCCACUGGCAUUGGCAAUGCAGUGCUGAUAGCGAUCUCGCUGGCCAUCUCUGUGGCCAUGUUCAUCUACAUGAGAAGAAAGCUGAGGCCCUCUAACGACGAUCCCAAAUCCAGUGCGUCUCUUUGCUUCGAGGAGGAAGACAAGAUCAGGAGUGGUGAAGAGAAGUGCCAGAAGAGCGGCGCCCUGGUCUGCUUCGACGGCGGCGAGGAGCUGAGGCUGGAGAGCCUGCUCAAGGCCUCGGCGGAGGUGCUCGGCAAGGGCGUGUCCGGGAGCACGUACAAGGCCGUCCUCGAGGACGGCAUCGUGGCGGCCGUGAAGCGGCUCAGCGCCCUGCAGUUCCCCGGCCGGAGCAAGGCCUUCGACCGCCACAUGCGGCUCGUCGGCAGGCUCCGGCACCGCCACGUCGUCAGCCUCAGGGGCUACUGCAACUCCAACGGCGAGCGGCUGCUCGUCUACGACUACCUCCCCAACGGGAGCCUCCAGUCCCUUCUGCAAGGCAACGGUGGAGGCGGCAGAACGAGGAGCCUGGACUGGGCGACGAAGAAGGGCAUCCUGUUCGGUGCGGCGCAGGGCCUCAACUACAUCCACACGUUCCCGGCGCGGCCGGCGCUGGUGCACGGGAACGUGAAGCCGUCCAACAUCCUCCUCGACGAGCGCGGCGCCGCGUGCGUCUCCGAGUGCGGGCUCAUGCGCUACGCCGCCAGCGUCCCGCAGUCCGGCCCGCAGCCGCCCGAGCUGUUCCUGGACCGGGCGUCGGCGGCGGUGUCGGGCCGCGGCGGAUGGCGCGGGUACGCGGCGCCGGAGCUGACGGCGCCGGGCGCGAGGGCGACGCAGGAGUCGGACGUGUACAGCUUCGGGAUGGUGCUCCUGGCGGUGGUGACCGCCAAGGGCGCCGCGGACGGCGGCGAGGACGAGGGAGAAGGGGAGGAGACGAUGGGGAUGGUGAAGAUCGGCGUGCUGUGCACCGCCGAGGCGCCGGAGGAGAGGCCCAGGAUGGCGCAGGUGCUCACCAUGAUGAGCGAGUUCAUGUAGUGUUUUGCUGGUGUAGUGUCACGGAAUUUCUUCGAGCUUUGCAGAAGUAGCCUGUAGGCAAGAAAGGGUAUUGCUUUCAA
Triticum urartu is the source of this 2433-nucleotide messenger RNA. Its product is annotated as putative leucine-rich repeat receptor-like protein kinase At1g68400. The record is from RefSeq and is a predicted model, not a curated record. NCBI's taxonomy places the organism in Eukaryota, Viridiplantae, Streptophyta, Magnoliopsida, Poales, Poaceae. Gene Ontology annotation, biological process: protein phosphorylation. Gene Ontology annotation, molecular function: ATP binding; protein kinase activity.